CGUCCCCAGCGCCCCCUGGCGCCGCGGAGGCCGCGGGAUUGUGGAGUCUGGCCCAGACGGGUUCCCCGUGGGCUGACAUCCUGUGCAGAGAGGGGAACUGGUGCGGGGAGCCGCCCUCAGCACCGCAGCGUCUGCUUGAGUGCGCUCUGGGAGCCCACGUUCUCAGGGAAGGAGCAAGUGUGUGGAGUCCAGGGCAGGAAAGCACAGGGACUAUGGUUCCUCGGAGGAGGGGCAAUUCACCCAGCCUCUUGGUCAAAGGCAGCUUCUCUCAGGAGGGGCUUCAGCCUGCCCACCAUGAAAGGACAAUUUUCAACCCGUCAAUGCUCUGAAAUUUCUCAAAGUGCUCUUAAAAUAGCUCUCUGUGCAGGGAUAGGCCUGCACAUAGGCCUGCUAUGGGCAUGGGAGCCUCACCUUUGGGCCCACAAGACCCUAGGCCUGACCUUCUGGAAAUGGGAAGUACACUGAGAGCUCUGCCUAAUUGCUUAAGAUUUUGGCUGCCAGGCAGCAGUGAUGUUUCUGCAGGUAUUGUCUUCUUUGCUCUCAGGUGCUGGGACAAAAUUGUAUUUCUUUCUUGUGGCAUAAGGGAUUCCUGCUUUAGUCCCCAGGCACCUGCUGUGGUCCCCUGGUGUCACUGCUGUUGUGGGAGCAUGACUUGUCAGGCCGUGUAGGCAAUAGAACAACACUUAACGCCGCGGGAGGUAGCCUCCAGUCUUCCGGAGAAAUUGCUUGUCUCAGCAGGUGGCAUCUAUGAGGUCUGAGAGGUAACAGGGACCAGAAGACCUCAAAAGAGUUUUCCCUGUGCAAUGAGGUUGGCUAGUUGCUAAAUAUACUGCAAUCAGACUGGUAGCUUGUGCACCCUGUAGGGCAGAUGAGGGCUCAGGGGAGAGUUAACUAAAGGACUAGUAGCCCUUGGUUGUCAGCUAGUCUUGGUGGUUGCCAUGACACGGAAGUUAGGGAGGGAAGUCCCAAAUACCUGCACCUGAGGUCUCUGGGGCCUCAGAUGGAAAGAUCAGAAUUCCCAGGGCUUCCGUGGCAGCCUGGACGUUGAGAGUGAGUGGAGAGAAACGUAUUUGGCUCUAACUGCUUGUCUGUCUUCAGGCUAAGGGCUCGACUUCUCUCUCAUUCCUCAUUCUGCCCUCCAGUCUUCUGAGACUUUUCCCCUUUGGCUCAGAAAAUCUUAGCUUGGAGACACUGUCCCCACAUUUUCCAACAGAAGAUAGAAACUCGGUUACUUUCAUCUCUCUCCAGAAGUCUGUGACAGAGAAGCUUCAGGUCUAUGUGGUAACGGUGCCCAAGGGUCUUGGGGCUUUUUUAUGCCCUUCCUGUCUGCAGUGGCUUAGAAAGAGGGAUCCUGUGUUCCUAGGACCAGGGCUGAAGUGGAGGUGGCCUCUCAUGGGCUUCCAGAGUAGGCAGGGCCCUUUGCGGACAGGCCUGCGGGCGGGACUGCUGCUGCUCUUUGGCUGGAUGACGCUUGCUCAGCGGACCUCUCUCUCAGGUACGGCACUCUCCUCUGUGACCGCUCCCCCCCUACGCCAGGUCCCCCACUCUUUCAGCGGAGUGUGGGCUCCUCUGGGGAGCUGGUGGGGAGAAAGGGAACCUGCCCUUCUGAAAAUGGCCGACCUCUUUCACUCAAAGAGGUGGGAAGACCAUUCCUGCCCGUCUCCAGCCCCCUUGCCCCUCCCUUCAGCGGUGGCCAACCACUUGUGCCAGGCCACCUGGGAUGCUGAUGGCGGCCACUAUCCCGGCUUCUUCUGUCCUCGGCUCUCCGAUACUCCGGAGGAAGCCUACUGCUGCCACCUGCAGGCUGCAGGGGGCUCCUGCUGCACCCGCGCUGAAUUUGAGGCCUUGUACCAGGUCAACUUGUCUACCCUUCCGUCCCCAGCCGUCUUCAGGGGCCCGGGCCCUCUGCUGGCGCUGGGCCUCUACAGCCUCCUGCUAGUGGCCCUGGUGACCGCAGACCUCGUGCACUUCUGCCGCAGCCGGGGAAGGGGCCGGGGCCCGAGCCGGCGGCCUCCCGCGGGGUCCUCCGCCGCGCGCCCCCUGCAGGUCUCGUCGGGAACACACUAGGCGCGCGGGGCCUUCGCGCCGCA
Messenger RNA from Manis javanica (Malayan pangolin), 2090 nucleotides. Its product is annotated as protein shisa-like-1. The record is from RefSeq and is a predicted model, not a curated record. NCBI's taxonomy places the organism in Eukaryota, Metazoa, Chordata, Mammalia, Pholidota, Manidae.